Cephus cinctus (wheat stem sawfly) is the source of this 1660-nucleotide messenger RNA. It is a transcript of the gene Gmppa, whose product is annotated as mannose-1-phosphate guanyltransferase alpha. The record is from RefSeq and is a predicted model, not a curated record. The coding region runs from base 98 to 1357 and encodes 419 amino acids. Gene Ontology annotation, cellular component: cytoplasm. The transcript has 5 exons. Gene Ontology annotation, biological process: biosynthetic process. Lineage: Eukaryota; Metazoa; Arthropoda; Insecta; Hymenoptera; Cephidae.
AAGACGUACGUGUCAAAUCAAACGUAAUCCUGAUAAGUUGAAUCAGAUUAACGACGAAUAUAGUAGUUUAAUAACUUUUACUCGAAAUAGUAAAAAAAUGUUGAAAGCUGUCAUUCUUAUUGGUGGUCCCUUGAAAGGGACCAGGUUCCGUCCACUAUCUUUAGAUGUUCCAAAACCAUUAUUUCCAGUAGCAGGUCUACCAAUGAUACAACAUCAUAUUGAAGCUUGUGCAAAAGUGCCUAAUCUUAGCGAAGUUUUAAUAAUUGGUUCAUAUUCUGCUAAUGACUUGCGACAGUUUGUAGAAGAAAUGACUAAUACUUAUGGACUAAGUAUCCGUUACCUGCAGGAGUUUACUCCUCUAGGAACAGCAGGUGGCAUGUAUCAUUUCCGUGAUCAAAUUCGUGCUGGAGCUCCAAAAUAUUUUUUUGUCAUGAAUGGAGAUGUUUGUGCUGAUUUUCCUCUUCAAGAAAUGGUUGAAUUUCAUAAAAGUAAAGAUGCAUUGUUGACAAUAAUGGCUACUGAGGCUACAAGGCAACAAUCUAUAAAUUAUGGUUGUUUGGUUCUGGGCAAGGAUGGUGAAGUAGCCCAUUAUGUAGAGAAACCGUCAACUGUUGUUUCCACUUUAAUUAACUGUGGAGUGUAUAUAGCUUCACCAGACAUUUUUCAAACAAUGGCCGAUGUUUUUUAUGCUGCUCAACAGCAUGAAAAUUUUAUGCAGCUAAACGGCAAUGGUAAAGAUCCUGCACACAUUGCCCUAGAACAAGAUAUAUUAACAAGACUGGCAGGAACAGGUCGAUUAUUUGCACUCCCAGUUACAAAUUGGUGGUCUCAAGUGAAAACUGCUGGAUCUGCAAUAUAUGCAAAUCGACAUUAUUUAUCACUAUAUCGAUUAAAACAAUCAGAGCGACUUGCCCCUGCUCCGGACGGUCCAUGUCACAUUAUUGGGGAUGUGCAUAUUCAUCCCUCUGCAACAAUUCAUCCCACUGCUGUGUUGGGUCCAAACGUUAGUAUAGGCUCCAAUGCUGUAAUCGGUGCUGGAGUAAGAAUAUUUGAAUCCAUUGUGCUGGCCAAUGCCCAAAUACAAGCACAUACAAUUGUGUUACACAGUAUCAUGGGCAGAAACAGUAAAGUAGGAGAAUGGGCACGAGUAGAAGGUACGCCGUGUGAUCCAAAUCCUGACAAACCAUUUGCAAAAAUGGAAAAUCCCCCAUUAUUCAAUACCAAUGGCAAAUUGAAUCCCUCCAUCACAAUUCUUGGUACGAGCGUAACUUUGGCGGCGGAAAAGAUUCUUUUGAACUCCAUUGUCCUACCGCACAAAGAACUUACAAGAAACUUUAAAAACGAGAUUAUUCUCUAAACACUGAGCGAGGAGGAAGAAGAAGAAUGUCCUGAAGAAGUGCAAUAAUAGAAAUUUACGGAUGACUUUAUUAAUCUUGACAGCAUCGAUUCAACUUGAAACAUGUAUAGUUUUAAUAAUUUUUCUAGUACUAAUUUUGUACAUAUAUAUACAUAUGUAUACAUGGUUUAUUUAUACGGUGACUUUCCAAGUGUCGAGGCGUCAAUCGCGCACAAAAUUCGUAUGCACUGUUGUAGAAUCAUGCAUUUUUAUACAUCCAUAUAAUGGUGUAAUUGUUUAAUUAUAAACGAUACUUUAUCGAAA